This is a messenger RNA of Populus euphratica (Euphrates poplar), 2984 nucleotides long. RefSeq lists its product as uncharacterized. NCBI's taxonomy places the organism in Eukaryota, Viridiplantae, Streptophyta, Magnoliopsida, Malpighiales, Salicaceae. The record is from RefSeq and is a predicted model, not a curated record. The transcript is spliced from 5 exons. Bases 254 to 2266 code for a protein of 670 amino acids.
UCCGGUUCCCAAACAUGGCCUAAUUGACCAAAAGCUCAAAUUAGGUACAGGUGUGGGAUGAACGAGUUGACUCAGUUUUGAGUUGGGCCUUUAGUCUUUAAUUUUCGAAGAAGAUGACCUCCUGGGGUCGACAACUCUUUGCUGGUUCUCACAGCAAGGACAAGUUUGUCCUUGCUAAUACUGAUGGGAAUAGAAGAGAGAGUCUUCUGGGCCAGAGAGAGAUUUUCAAGCAGGGGCGAAUUCAAGUGGACAUAUGGGAAAUAUGUCUUCUAGUGUUCCUGCUGGUUCUAGACAUAGAUACCCUGAUCUUGACAAUGACGAUGUAUAUGUUCCAAUUGUUGAUAUGAGGUAUCCUCAAGAAAACAAUAAAGUUCCUUUGGAUGCUACAAUGGAUACUAUGAAAAACAAUGUCACAUAUGCUCCUAAUGGAAAUUGGGAAUCUGCUAAAAAUCCAAUGGACUUUCCGUAUUAUUAUGAGUUUUGGUCCCCUCCUGUCCGUGCUGCUAAUCCUGAAGAAGAGAGCACUCCUGCUGCCACCUCUUCUCCUGAACCUGCAGGUUUUGCCUGGAGAUUCAAUCCAUUUAACACCGAGGUUUAUGAUGUCUAUAAUCACUAUAAUUACUAUUCUCAGGACAAUAUAAUUGGUGACAGAGCUGAGAGUGAUGAUUCUGAAGUAAGAAAAACCAGGGAGAAAGAGGGGAUCCCUGAUUUGGAAGAUGAUACUGAUCAAAGUAUAGUGAGGAAAACAAGAUACAAGAAGAAAUCAUCAGAGAAAGAUACAAGUGGGGACACUGGUGCUGACCCAAAGAAUGAUGAUCACGUACAGUCAGAACAAGAGAAGGAUUCAAAAAACAUGCCUGACACCGUUGAAGAAAAUGCCAUGGCAUGUUCCAGCUCCCGUGGAUUGAUCAAAAUAGAACAAGAGAAAGCAAUGGAGGAAGGUGAGAGUUCAGACGAGGCCCAGUCAUUCACCUGCAAUGGUGAAUGUCCCGAAACAGAUAUCCAUAGUCCAUGGGGUCUUCAGCAAGCAGUAAAUGAAAUCAAGAAUGCAUUUGAGACUUCUUUCAACUAUGGUCAAGAGGUUUCCAUAUUGCUUGAGGCAGGCAAGCUGCCUUAUCAGACUACGGGUGCCAAAUUUAAAGUAUUUGCCUCUCAGCUUGUAAGUUUGGCAGUUCCUUUUGCAAUGUCUUCACAGCACCCAGCUUUUGUUCACUCAAGUAGAUCUGCUGCCAACAAAAUGAAGUCAGCCAAAGUUGUGUGUGAAAAUUAUAAGGAAGUUGACAGAAAAUCCGAUCACCUGUCAUCCACUUUGGAGAAGCUGCAUAUGUGGGAGAAGAAACUCUACGAGGAGGUUAAGCUUGAGGAAAAACUCCGUGUGUCUUAUGAUAAGGAGUGGAAGAGGUUAAAAAGGCUAGAUUAUAGAGGUGCUGAGUCCAGUCAGAUUGAUAGGACACAAGCUUCUGUCAAAAGUUUGCUUUCAAAAAUUAAAGUUCCUGUCAGUGCGAUUGAGGCAAUAUCGAUCAGGAUUCACAAAAUAAGAGAUGAAGAGCUGCAAUCCCAAGUGAAUGAAUUGAUUAUCGGAUUGUCAAGAAUGUGGAAGCUCAUAAUCAAGUGCCACAAAAAGCAAUUACAAGCAAUUAAAAAUGCUGAAAUAUAUGUGCAUAUAGCUGGUAUGCACACUCGCAAAGGUUCACGCUUAAAGGCUACUAAAAACCUAGAGAAAGAAACUUGGAAAUGGGCUGCACGCUUUAGUCACUAUAUUAAAACCCAGAAAGCUUUUGUGUCAUUGUUGAACAACUGGCUUCUGAGGUACAUAUCUGAGGAGUUGAAAACUCUACAUGAAGCUGAUCGAUUGUCUCCAAACCGGAUAGGAGCUCCUGCUAUUUUCAUUGUUUGUAAUGAUUGGCACAACACAAUUCAGAAUAUUUCAGAAGAUGGAGUGUACAAGGCCAUUCAUGGUUUUGCCUCAAGCUUACACCAUUUACAGGAGAAGCGAGAAGAAGAACGCCGGCAGAGAAUUAAAACUGAACAACUUUUGAAGGAUUUAGAGGAUCAAUUUGAGAAAGAUGUUAUAGUCGCGAUGCAGGAGAUGUUAGAUGAACAAAAAGUGACACAUCAAGAAGCUAUUAAACUAGCCAAUGAUGCUGCUUCAGAUUGCUUGAGAAUUAGUCUGCCUCCUGUUUUUGAGACUUUAGAGAGCUUCUGUCUGGAGAAUUUGAAAGCUUAUGAGAAAAUCAGAAUACCAAAUGCAAGUACAAGCAGAUAAUGAGGUGAAUUGCUUACCCUCUUCUUUUUAUUAUUAGUAUUAUUCUUUGAAUGUCCAGAUUGGAUUGGUCUAUGCAAAAAAGAAAUCAAACGAAAAAAAUAGUGGUUACCGAGUAUAACCAGUUAGCAAUUUCACUUCUCGUAUACAAAUCAAAAUUUUGGGGAGUUAUACCUAGUUUAAAUGGGUGUUAUAUUCAGAAAUAUACAAGAUGUUGAAAAAAAAAUCAAAAUCUCCUUGAAGUUCUAACAUCUGUGGAUGUCUCUGAAUAGAAAUGAUAGAUGUGGACAGUGAACUUCAUUGAUCUUUGACAGAAGCAUUUCAAAAUGGAAUGUUGGUAAACCAUGGUCAGUGGUAUACGUAGUUGAGGCGUCUCUUUAUUUUCUCUUGUAUUGAUAUAUUCUAUUGAACGUAUUAUUAGUUCAGAACACAGCAAAGGGCAGUGACUACAGCCCCUAAGUUACUGAUUCCUAGCAUCCAUCGUUCUGUAGAGGUUUCACAUAAGUUGGGUUCAAAACCAAGUUUCGUAUGACUUGAAUGAUAGGAUUAGAUUGAAUAUUCAAGCAUUUCUGUUUAUCAAAUCAUUGGAAACGAGUAUUUUUGUGGAGCAUCAAAUUUUUGGUUAUUGCAUGUUAGUCUGGUAUUGCCUCCUUACAUCACGUUGAGGUUCUCAUGGAAUAUUAGAGAAGCAUGCAUGUGAUGUAUGAGUAGUUAGAGGAGG